This is a messenger RNA of Strongylus vulgaris, 827 nucleotides long. The record is from the annotation of a GenBank genome assembly. NCBI's taxonomy places the organism in Eukaryota, Metazoa, Nematoda, Chromadorea, Rhabditida, Strongylidae.
GAGCCGCUAUGGCAAACCCAAAUCCGCGGCUUCGAGGAAGACAGCCGGCUGCGCAGAGGAUUUACAGGAGUUCGCAAAUACGAUACGCUCCUGGAGCGGGUGGAGAAACCGAAAUCAGCUGCUGUGUAAAAUAUUCCGUGUUUGGCUUUAACGUCAUGUUCUUUCUAAUAGGCUUUGCGCUGUUACUGAUUGGUGUGUGGGCGCAGAUAGAGAAGAACAACAUAUAUAGUCAUUUGAAUAAAGCUUCCAAACUCUACCUGGAUCCAACUUGGCUCCUUCUCGUUGUUGGUCUUGUUACCUUUAUUAUCGGAUUUAGCGGCUGUGUUGGUUCACUUCGAGAGAAUACCUCAUUUCUGACUUUCUAUUCGUCAUUGCUUGGUCUGUUACUGAUUGCAGAAUUUGCUGGCGCUGUGUUUGCCUAUGCUUGUCGAGAUCAGCUCGACACUUACAUUAGGAAUUUACUGAAUGACGUGGUAGUGGGUUAUCGCGAUGAUCCAGAUUUGCAAGUCCUUAUCGAUACAAUGCAGGAGUCGUGGCAUUGCUGUGGCAUAAACGGAGCUGAUGAUUGGGAUAGGAACACAUAUUUUGCUGUUGCUGCUCGUGAGGUAUCCUCUCCAGAAGCAGGAGGCGUGCCGUUCUCAUGCUGUCUCAACAGCAGCCAAAUGGCCUUCAAGAAUUUCUAUUGUGGGCACGGUGUACGAUUGAAGGAACAUGCACAAGAUUCAAUAAACACUAUUUAUACUGAUGGUUGCCUACCAAAACUUCAACUUUGGCUUAAUAAUAAUGUUUUUCUUGUAGGAGUUGUCCUAAUAAUCGUUGCGGUCAUU